AUGUCCCAUAAUGCCAACGACGCAAGCGAGCCAUUGGAGUACGACUGGACUGCUGGUCUUGAAGCCAGAAUUUUCGCUAUAUAUGUGUCAUUCAAAGAUGAUACUCGUUUCCAGAGAUACCUUGAUAAAUUUGAGAUUGCGAAAGAGAAGAAAGGAGCACCUUUAGAGAAUGAGGAAAUGAAAGCGAUCAGCCAGAAGUCGAAGGAUGAUCUCGAACAUGAGCUUGGAGUUGAGUGCAUCUGUCAGGACUGUUGGGCAAGACUUCAAAUGAAAAUGGCAGUAGACAAGGGAUCCAAGAACGCGGAAGUCAGAGAGACGAAAAAUGAAAAUAAGGAGGCCAUCUAG
Botrytis byssoidea is the source of this 345-nucleotide messenger RNA. RefSeq lists its product as uncharacterized. The record is from RefSeq and is a predicted model, not a curated record. The transcript has a single exon. The coding region runs from base 1 to 345 and encodes 114 amino acids. Lineage: Eukaryota; Fungi; Ascomycota; Leotiomycetes; Helotiales; Sclerotiniaceae.